AUGCCAACAGCUCAAACCCAACCUUCGCUCACAGGCACAAACAUCCUUCUCAUCCUCCUCCUCAUCGUAGCCUUCUUCCCCAACGUCUUCCACUACAUCUGGACGCUGCCCUUUGCACUGCUCGGCAGCUCGCCCCUGCUACCGUCGCCGUCGUCGUCUCCGCACUACAGCUCCCCGCCGUCCGCCGAGAUGAGCUGGUUCCAGAAGCAGUUCACCCUGCCCGCGCGCUCCCGCGGGUCCUACCUGGUCACCGACCACGUGCUCAAGGAGCUCCCCGAGAUCAGGAACUACAAGGUGGGCCUGCUGAACCUCUUCGUCCAGCACACCAGCUGCGCCCUCAGCCUCAACGAGAACUGGGACGAGGAUGUGCGCGCCGAUAUGAGCGACGCACUCGACCGCAUCGCCCCUGACGCCGGCCCCAAGGGCGAGGAGCUCUACAGGCACAGUGCCGAGGGCCCGGACGACAUGCCUGCACAUAUCAAGAGUGCUCUUAUUGGCGCUAGUGUCACGAUCCCCAUCAAGGAUGGAAAACUAGCGACAGGGACCUGGCAAGGCAUCUGGUAUCUCGAGUUUCGCGCAUACAAGCAUACUCGCAAGGUCAUGGCGACCAUCCAGGGCGAGAAAGCCUGA
Thyridium curvatum is the source of this 630-nucleotide messenger RNA. RefSeq lists its product as uncharacterized. The coding region runs from base 1 to 630 and encodes 209 amino acids. The transcript is spliced from 3 exons. Lineage: Eukaryota; Fungi; Ascomycota; Sordariomycetes; Thyridiales; Thyridiaceae. The record is from RefSeq and is a predicted model, not a curated record.